Messenger RNA from Symbiodinium natans, 1794 nucleotides. The record is from the annotation of a GenBank genome assembly. Lineage: Eukaryota; Dinophyceae; Suessiales; Symbiodiniaceae.
AUGGAAGGAGGCCACAAAGAGCAGCUGGGUGCCCUCACGCUUUGCAGCGCACUUGGAGGGGUUCUCGGUAUAGCCGCGGUCAUCUUCGGAGCGCUGGUCCAGUGGGCAGGUGUCAUGCCAGACCUGGAAGAAUAUGGGCGCUAUGUCCUCCUCGGGGGUGUGGUUCUUUAUCUGGUACAUCUGCUUGAAGCCCUAUGCAAAAGCAAAACCUCCAAGUACCUCUAUUGGAUUUUGAGUGAAACCGAGUUCGCUUCGUAUGUGAAAGAGUUGCAAUCGGCUAAGCCCGAGAUCAGGUGGACGAUUCAAAACUACCACUAUGAAGAGAGACGGACCAGAGACAAGGAUGGGAAGGAAAAGGUCGAAAGGAAGAGGGUGAACACCCAUCGUGCUCAGGCAUACUAUGACAUCCAGGGCUUCUUGGAUGAAACUCUUUCACCUGAGCAAACGCUGGCCAUGUUCCACUUGCUGUAUGAUGGCGAACACGAGGACUUGGAGGCAAACAAGAAGAAGUCGAGGAGAAUCUUCUUGCUUUGCGAGAUGCCUCUGGAAUACCAUGCGAUCGAUGACCAGGAGGAGCAGCGCCUCUUUGGUCGGAGAGAGACGUUUUUCAGAGAGAACACACGUGACACUCACCAAGACAAGAAAUCGGAACACCUUAUCAGCUGUCACCACAAGAGCCACGUCAUGGUGAUUCUCAAAGAAGGUACCGAUGACAGCCGUGCGCGCCCGUGGUGGAUGAGCUAUUGGUUCUAUGCCAUUUGCACGGUUUUUCUGAUGAGUGUGCCUUUCCGGGUCUUCUUCUUUUCGCAGUGCGCCAAAAUACAAUGGGAGGUGCUGAAGCACUUCUCUCACAAGCAGGAGGAACUGUGGACAGAAGAUCCAAAGCACAGCCGUGCAAAACGCACAGAUGCUGCAUCGAAGGCAUUUCGAAAGGUCAAGCGUGAAAUGCCUGCGCGAACGUUCUCAGGAAAACGAGCUGCAUGGGAUGAGGGACCCGCAAGUAUGGAAGAUGUCGGACCGCCUGUCACAGUGCCUGUGGGAGUUCCAUCAUACUGGAAGAAUCGAGAUUUGGACAAGGACUUCGAUGAGAAGAUCAACCUGUCACCUGAUGAGCGGGAAAAGAUGCAGCAGCUGUUGGAUGUGACCUUCAAGAACAAAGCCACCAGAGAUCGGAAGAGCGAUGGCAUGCCAACCAGGCUGAUUGCGACCCAAGUGAUUCGCAUGGAGGACAGCAAGAUGUGGCGGCGAUUUGAGCAGAAGCGUGCGGAGCUGGCACUCAAAGGACGGCCCAAGCUGAUGCAGGAGAUGCCCGGAAGUGGACCUUUCAAGACCUCACCAAAUGAUGAGACGUCACUGCCAUCCUGCCUUCAGGAGGUGACCUCGGACCUUAAUGAAGCAUAUCUAUUUCAUGGCUCUAGUCCAGGAGGUGCGCUUGGCAUCGGCGAGAAUGGCUUUGACAUGAGCCGUGUGGGGUCCAAUGUGGGCACGAUGUUUGGGGCGGGUGCCUACAUGGCAGAGGCAUGCAGCAAAAGCGACGAGUACGCAACCGAAGAUCCUAGCGGCCUCUUUGCUGGCAAAUUUGCCUUGCUACUAUGUCGCACGCUCCUGGGCAAUAUGUUCUACAUCACAGAGUCAAACAUCCCAAGGAUCGAAGAUGCUCUGGCCACGGGGAAAUUUCAGUGUGUUCUGGGCGAUCGGGAAGCAGCCGUCGACACCUACAGAGAGUUUGUUGUUUUUGAUGACGCGCAGAUCUACCCGGAGUAUGUAAUCAUAUACACCCGUAGCUUUGCGUAG